This is a messenger RNA of Harmonia axyridis, 718 nucleotides long. RefSeq lists its product as uncharacterized. The coding region runs from base 143 to 523 and encodes 126 amino acids. The record is from RefSeq and is a predicted model, not a curated record. The transcript is spliced from 2 exons. NCBI's taxonomy places the organism in Eukaryota, Metazoa, Arthropoda, Insecta, Coleoptera, Coccinellidae.
AGAAUACCUUAGAAAGCAGCUUAGUUAUACAAUCUCAGGGAAAUAAUUGGGUGUGAGCAAGGUUAUCGGUUCAACUAUAAAAUCAAUUGCAAUUCUCUUAUUGUUAUCACUUGUUCCAUUGAGGUAAAACGUGAUUGUUAAAAUGAACAGCCUGGGAGCCAUUACUUUCUUUGCUAUCGUAGCUGCAGCCUCUGCCAGCCUCCACGGUAUCCAUGGAGGAGCAGUGAUUGCUGGACCCUCUGGUGCCAUCACCGCCAACGGUUUGGGACACGCCGCUGUUGUCGGACCAACCGGCGCCAACCUAGGACUAGGCCAUGCUGGUAUUGGACUCCUUGGAGCCCCAGGUCUCCUAGCUGCCCGCGGACUCGGUCUUGGAGCCAUCGGUCCACUUGGACUCGCUGCCCAUCUUGACGUUGGUCAUGGGGGCCUCAUUGGAUCAGGCAUUGAGGGACAAUGGGUCCCAGACAUCAAUGAACACCUGUACGAUGACGGUUCCUACAAACCUCACGUAUACGGUCACUAGAUAUUGUGGAACGUUAGUUCCGCAGAAGGUGUUCACAUGAUGCUCAACUCUUUUCGCUCAGGUCUUCUCGUUAUGUACAUAUGGAAAAUUUCAUCGUAGUCACACUGGUUCGCAUUUUCAUUUGACUUAUAUCCCAUGAAAAAUGUAUUUAUUAGUCAUUGAUAUGGAUGUUCAUUACAAAGUUUUACCUUGGAA